Rangifer tarandus platyrhynchus (Svalbard reindeer) is the source of this 435-nucleotide messenger RNA. The record is from the annotation of a GenBank genome assembly. Lineage: Eukaryota; Metazoa; Chordata; Mammalia; Artiodactyla; Cervidae.
AUGGCUUGCGCCGCGGCGCGGUCCCCGGCCGACCAGGACAGGUUCAUUUGUAUUUAUCCUGCUUAUUUAAAUAACAAGAAGACCAUCGCGGAGGGGCGGCGAAUCCCCAUAAGUAAGGCUGUUGAAAAUCCUACAGCUACAGAGAUUCAAGAUGUAUGUGCAGCGGUUGGACUUAAUGUGUUUCUUGAGAAAAAUAAAAUGUACUCUAGAGAAUGGAAUCGUGAUCUUCAGUACAGGGGCAGAGUCCGGGUCCAGCUCAAACAGGAAGAUGGCAGCCUCUGUCUUGUACAGUUCCCAUCACGUAAGUCAGUAAUGUUGUAUGCUGCAGAAAUGAUACCUAAACUGAAAACAAGGACACAAAAAACAGGAGGUGGUGACCAAAGUCUUCAGCAAGGAGAGGGAAGUAAGAAAGGGAAAGGAAAGAAGAAAAAGUGA